Messenger RNA from Mesitornis unicolor (brown roatelo), 2313 nucleotides. Its product is annotated as rho GTPase-activating protein 20-like. Gene Ontology annotation, molecular function: GTPase activator activity. Lineage: Eukaryota; Metazoa; Chordata; Aves; Mesitornithiformes; Mesitornithidae. The transcript has 5 exons. Gene Ontology annotation, biological process: signal transduction; regulation of Rho protein signal transduction. The coding region runs from base 1 to 2313 and encodes 770 amino acids. The record is from RefSeq and is a predicted model, not a curated record.
AUGCUGCUCCUGCUGUACCAUGAAGGUCCCUCUACUAGGGGCAUUUUCAGACGUUCUGCCAAUGCCAAGACCUGCAAGGAGCUGAAAGAGAAGCUGAACUCUGGAGAUGAUGUCCAGGUGGAUGGAGAGUCAGUCUUUGUGGCUGCAGCUGUCAUCACGGAUUUUCUUCGAAAUAUACCUGACAGUGUUCUAUCCUCAGACAUGCACGGACUGUGGAUGGAAGCUGUGGACACAGAAAAUCGGGCACAUAAGAUUGAAGCUAUCAAAAGUCUGGUCAGCCAGCUCCCGGAGGCCAACCUCAUCUUACUCAGACACCUCUUUGGAGUCCUCCAUCACAUUGAGCAGAAUUCCGGCGUGAAUCAAAUGAAUGCCUUUAACCUGGCUCUUUGCAUAGCACCCAAUAUGCUGUGGCUACCCAGUCCCACUGGGCCUGAAGAGGAGAGCAGGUCUACAAAGAAGGUGGCUUUGUUAGUGCAGUUCCUGAUUGAAAACUCAGGAGAGAUUUUUGGAGGUGACAUUGCUUCCUUGUUUCAAAGACCAGACAAGAAGAAGUCCAAAAACUCCAAGGAAUCUCUGGGCGUAGGCUUGGCUCAGCACGAUGAUUCCUCUGAUGAGCUGGAAUUUUCUGCUUGUGACCCAGAAGGACCAAAGCACCAGCUGGUACCUGAAAUAGAUGCCCUUUUUGAACCAUCCAGCAGCUUGUUGCUUGGUGAGGACCAGGAAGACUGGGACUUGUUCAGUGAGAUCACAGCCUGCUACCAAAGCAAAGCCCAGAAGAACGCCAGCGUGGACAGCUAUGACCUCCUGGAAGAGGAGGGCUCCUUCUGCUCCAUCGGCUCAAUACGCUCCCUCAGCCCGGCCAGGGACCGGUGCUCUUCAGAGCCCAGCGUCUGCCUCAGCUCCCAGCUCCCUGCUCAGAGCCACGAGCCGGUGGCUCGCCAGUCCAGCUGCGAUGCCACCAUCAUGCGCAGCCACACCGACUACAUCCACCGGCUCAAGCAGCUCCAGGUGGAGAGCCAGAAGCUGAUUGAUGAAGGCCUAAGUCCUGGGGUUAACAAGGCCAGGCAGAGCCUGUGGCAGUCACCUCAGACUGGCUCUAGGGUGAAGAAGCUCAGCCUUCAGAAAUCCAGCCUGUCCAACAGGUCCAGCUUCUCCAGCCUGUCCUCUACCACCACCUCCCUGUCUGCCUCCUCGCUCAGCUCCUUAGACAGUGCUUUCUCCUACUGCUCGGAGUCAUCGGCCAUUAGUCCCACAGAUGUGUCAUCCCUGCCAUUCAUGUUCGGCACGUCUGCCAGGCUUCAUGCUGUGUCCCCCAGGAUUGCCAAGAGGUCCCCCAAAGAGUGGCACAAGUCCUUCACAUCUCCGGUGCCUUUACAUCCGUGUGACCUGGACAGUUUCCAUGAGUGUGAGCCCAAGGCUGCAGAGAGCAGUCAUUGCUUUGGAGAGAGGAAAGGUUUUCCAUCUCUCAGUGGUGCUGCUGUGGGAAGCCCACAAGCUGGUCUUGACUGGGAAGAAUUGGAGAAACAGCCAAGUGAUGCAGGGGUCUCUGGUCUGGGGCUCAGGAGCUGGGAUUAUACCAAAGAGUUUAAUCAAAAUGCAGAGCCACCAGCUGCCAGCCUGGCCAGUGAGAAAUCCCCAAAGCUGAGCCACCAGCAGCACAGUGAGGAGGCAGUGAAGAACAUUGAAAUCAAAAGCGUUGAUGACUGCCCUCCAAGCCAGGAAAGCCUGAAGCGCACCAAGAUCACUUUUUAUGUGGCUCCAAAUAAAGAAGGCUCCUGUGGGUCUCCAGUGGAAGGGGAAGAGGAUGGAUGCAUGACAAACACCAGCAGCCCUGGCUCACCCAGCAGUGAGCAAAGCCUGUCCAAGAGCUUGCAGACUGUGGAAGUCCACAUCCCCCAGACUGUUUUCUAUGGGCAGAACACGCCCCUUGUCCUGCAGUCAGUCUCCAGGCGCUACCACCGUGAACGCAUGGUCCCAUCCCCACGAGCAGAGCCCAAAGAAAGCCCCCAGGGUGCCUCCACUCCUGAGGAGCUGGAGAGCAACCCAGUGGACGUGGCGCAGGCGCCAACCCAGAGUGGGGGCUUCAAAGCAUUCAGCCACACCAUCCGCAUCAUCCUCCCCGCCUCGAUCCGAAACACUGUCAGGGAGUAUUUCAAGCACGACGACACCGUGGCCUGUCCCGCGACUGAGGCAGAAGCGGUGGAGAACGAACUCCUCCAGAGCAGGGUGGAGUGGCUCAGGAGCCAGCCCCGAGCAGAGGUGGCCGCAGAGGAGCAUGACACGGUGGCCUUCGCAGAAGAGAUGUUUGUGUAG